AUGCCCCAAAUGGGAUACGAUAUGCGGGAAGGCACCGUCGUCCGCUGGCACAAGCAGGAAGGCGAGACGGUCGACCGCGGCGAGGUGAUCGCCGACAUCGAGACUGACAAGGCCACGGUGGAAUUCGAGGCCUACACCGGCGGAGUGAUGGGACGCAUCGUCGCCGAGGCCGGCGUUGCCGUCCCGGUCGGCGAAUUGAUCGCCAUCAUCACCGAACCCGGUGAAUCCGUGCCGGAAUUGGCUGCGCCUCCAGCCAACCCGGCCGCCGGCCCGGCCCCCACUCCUGCUCCGGUGGCUGCUGAUCCCGAGCCGGCGGCUCCUGCUUCGCCUUCAGACGGCGGAGUGCGUGCUUCUCCCAUCGCCCGGCGACUGGCCCGCGAGCGUGAUAUCGACUUGGCGUUGGUCGCCGGUACCGGACCCAACGGCCGCAUCACCGAGCGUGACAUCGAAAACUACCAGGCCCCGGUGGACGCGCCUAGCCCGGCUUCCGCGCCUGUUGCAACCGCGGCCGUUCCCGCGGACACGCGCAUCGACCUUAGUCGGAUGCGCCAGACCAUUGCCCGGGUGACCUCCGACAGCAAAUCCACUGCGCCGCAUUUCUACGUCACCGCUGAGAUCGACAUGGGCAAGGCAAUGUCCCUUCGCCGUGAUGUGAACGACGCUUCCGACCCCGAGAACCGUGUCAGUGUCAACGACCUGAUGGUCAAGGCUUGUGCGCUGGCCCUUGCCGGGCACCCCAAGUUCAAUUCGUUCUUUCGCGGCGACCAUCUGGAAGUUCAUGGCGCCAUGAACAUCGGCAUCGCCAUCGCGUUGGAGUCGGGGCUGAUCCUUCCCGGCGUCAACAAUUGCGAGAGCAAGAGCCUCCUCCAGAUCGCUGCGGCCACCAAGGACCUGAUCGCUCGUGCCAAUAGCGGCACCCUCCGCAACGAGGAGUACAGCAGUACCACGUUCAGCAUUAGCAACAUGGGCAUGUUUGACGUCGAGAGCUUUACCGCCAUCAUCUACCCGCCUCACGCGGCGAUCCUAGCCGUGGGCAGCGUCAGACAACAACCCGUAGUUCGUGACGGUGAGCUGGCCGUGGGGCAGACCAUGAAGGCGACCCUGUCCACCGAUCAUCGCGUCGCCGACGGUGCCGAAGCGGCGCAGUUCCUCAUGGAAAUCAAGCGGGUCCUCCAGAACCCCGUCAGCCUGCUGCUGUAA
This is a messenger RNA of Geodia barretti, 1200 nucleotides long. NCBI's taxonomy places the organism in Eukaryota, Metazoa, Porifera, Demospongiae, Tetractinellida, Geodiidae. The record is from the annotation of a GenBank genome assembly.